Messenger RNA from Penicillium concentricum, 228 nucleotides. RefSeq lists its product as uncharacterized. The transcript is spliced from 2 exons. The record is from RefSeq and is a predicted model, not a curated record. The coding region runs from base 1 to 228 and encodes 75 amino acids. Lineage: Eukaryota; Fungi; Ascomycota; Eurotiomycetes; Eurotiales; Aspergillaceae.
AUGGCCACAGUCAUCGGUGCUCAGCUCGCCACCUCUUCCAUCCGGCACUUCUCCACCCAUCGGCCGCGCCCUGAUAGUCGCACGACUCGCGUGGUUGUCACGUCCUACCUCAUCUUCAGCGUGGUACUGCCUUUCGUCGCGCCGGCGCUCGAAAGCUCGCGGCAGAAGAACUCGGAAUUCCCAGACAGCAACGAGCCCCAUCUCCCACUCUGCUUCCACGCACGCUAG